Molecule: messenger RNA, 1344 nt
Organism: Microthlaspi erraticum
Lineage: Eukaryota; Viridiplantae; Streptophyta; Magnoliopsida; Brassicales; Brassicaceae
Source: the annotation of a GenBank genome assembly
AUGGCAAGGAACCUCCUUGCAGCUAUCAGUUCUAUGUCUCUUCAUGAUGACGAGCCAGUUGAUCUUCCCGACAGUCCUAGCUUCAGAGUUUUCGACGAAAACGCAAUCAGCCUCCUCGGCCGCCUCUUGAAUCCGGACUGUCAACCAAUGGACAAGAUGAUUGAGGAUAUGCCACGGGUCUGGAGGGUCUAUGAUCGUGUUCGAGGGAUUGCUCUAUCUCGUGACAAGUUCCAAUUUAUCUUUGAGCGUGAGGAGGACUUAGAGACGGUAUUAAAGGAUCGGCCUUGGUCGUACAACAACUGGACCAUGCUCGUCGAUAGGUGGAUUCCCUCUCCACCAUCUGAUUUUCUCACUACAGUGGAUCUAUGGGUGAGAAUUAGCCGGAUCCCUAUGAAUUAUUACAAGAUAGAUACAAUGAACUGGCUGGCUGAACGAGUGGGUAAGGUCUUGGAGAUAGCCUAUGAUCCCAAGGCGUCACAAAAGGAGACCUUCAUCAGAGCUUUGGUGAGGCUUAAUAUUGCUAAUCCGGCUAUUGCCUCCAAGAUGGUCAAUCUUCCCUCUGGCGGUCAAGUUGUGAUUGAGUACAAGUAUGAGGAAUUGAGAAAACAUUGCUUUCAUUGCCUCCGACUAACACAUGAGCGGCCGAUGUGUCCUUUCCUGCGGAGUAGAAUCCCACCAUCAAGUGCCGCUAAACCGCAACGUGAGCCUCCGAUCAAGAUUCCUGAACAAAGCCUCCAGAUUGUGCCGGCUCGAGUGGAUAGCCCCUCUGCCCGUAUCCUGAGAGUCAAUCAAUCUAUUGAACAAGACCGCCUUGAAGCCUCCUCUAAGAUGCCGAGAAUCUCCCACGACAUGGACAAAGGCAAAGGUCAUGUUUUUGGCUUUGAACGGCAGAGUUUGGCACUUAGACGUGGAAAUACUGGUUCCGGGAAAUCAAUCAUCUCGGACCCCUCUCCUAACAUCUCAGUUAAGGCUCUGGGUUCUCUUCCCAAUGACCAAGAAGGUUCGUCCUCGUCCUCUCCACUUGGCCCGACGGUUUUUCGUAUGGGUUACUCUUCGGAUAAUCCAUCUACCGGGGUCAAGAAUGGUGGAGCUAAAAGUAGGAGAAGACCUCAUAAGUGGAAAAGGCAAGCAAGGAACAGAUCAAGCAUUACUCCUUUGAUCCCUGCGGCACCAACUACCAUCCCUCUGCUUUCCUCCUCUGGGGACCAAGGUGAUCCGACCGUUGGGUGUGAAUCUGCCCUGAAAAGGAAAGCUCUUAUGAAUGCCGGAGAUCAUUCUUCCAAAUCUCUAAAACCCUCCAAACCUACGGUGGCUUCCGCUUUGAAGCCGCUGCCAUCCCAAUGA